CCUAAGUACUAUAAAUACUGAGUAAACGCGUUUGCCUUCACCCACGCAUAAAAAUCUUUAUUUAGAAACAUUCUCCUUACCAGACCGCGUUCACGGGCAUCUAUAAGUCAGUAGCCAGUAGGUAGUCACUAUGCCAUUUCGUAUACGGCCUUGAUUUUGAGUGCAGUGAAGUACACAGAUUCGCGUCUUCCUAUAUCUCUAUUGAUUGUUAACUUAAUAGAUAAGAAGCUGAAAAUGUUUUAUUUACUGUUCGUGCUAUUCGCGAUUGUUCUGUCGUCGCCUAGUGACGCGUUGUCCACGAAAAUGACGAAAAAUCUGAAGGUUUUAGUGUCUUCUAACGACUACCCGGAAAGUGGAUUGGAAGUGUUAAAGGAACAUUUCACAGUGUUACAAAGCCGGUACCUACACUUUGGUAAAGAAGGAGAGGACAGCAAGGAAGAACUGCUCAACCUCAUACCCGGAUGCUCUGCGCUGGUGUGGUCUUCUCACUACCCGAUCUCCAAGGAGCUACUUGAUAAAGCAGGUCCCCAACUAAAGGUUGUGGCCACGGUAUCAGCGGGCUACAACCACGCCAACGUGCCGGAGCUGAAGGCGAGGGGCAUAAAAUUGUCCAACACGCCCAACGUGCUCAGCUCUGCUGUGGCUGAGAUCGCUGUGGCGUUGAUACUGGGCGCGGCGAGACGGUUCACCGAGAACUUGGCACAAGUUAGAAGUGGACAAUGGGAAAUUGGUUUCACCAAGACUCUGGGGCAAGACAUCCGAGGCAGUACAGUUGGUAUUAUUGGACUCGGCGGCAUCGGCCAGGCUACGGUGAAGAGACUGUCCGGCUUCGAAGUCGGCAAAUUCGUUUAUACUGGCCACAGGGAGAAACCUGAAGCUAAAGCCCUGAACGCGGAAUUCACAUCGCUGGACAACUUGCUGGCGCAGAGCGACUUUAUAGUGCUGGCGGUGCCGCUCACCAACGAGACCCACCACAUGAUCAACGCCACCACCCUCGGGAAGAUGAAGAAGAACGCCAUAGUCAUCAACGUCGGUCGAGGAGACGUGGUAGACCAGGACGCGCUGUACGACGCCCUGAAAAACAAUCAGAUCUACGCGGCCGGUCUCGACGUGGUCACGCCCGAGCCUCUGCCCAAAGACCACAAACUUUUGUCUUUGCCUAAUGUUUUCGUACUGCCGCACAUCGGCAGCGCCACGCUACGCACACGCAGCGACAUGGCGGUGCUGGCGGCAGAGAACGUCGUCAACGCGCUCACCGGGAAACCGCUCCUCACGCCCGUCCUACCAUAGACUAUAUACGCUACCAUAGACAAUAUACGCGACCAUAGACAAAAUACUCCUAAUAUGAAACUACCUACCUACUACUAACUAGAAAAAAUAUAUUUUUUUAUUAUUUUAGUAGUAUCUACUAGUAUCUACUAUCAUUGACUGAGCCUGCAGUAGCCAGUCAUACCUUAUUUAACAAUCUUUAUGACUCCCUGCGCGCAGGUCAUACAAAAAUCAAGACGUGUUAAGCAACUUCGUGUGGGUGGGUGGUGACCGCGCCUCUGCGUAACCGGGGAUACCUGAAAUCUUGUAUUGCGCAACUUAACGCACGAUGUUCGGAAACGUCAUGAUUGCAUCCGGCUUUAAGAUGACUGGCAAAAUCUCCGUAAUUGGCUACCAUAUUUACCAAAUUCUAUCUUAGAUCUUAUAAUUCGGAUGACAGUUUGGGUUUUGCAAUAAAAAGAAAUGCGUCAAACGCCUGUCUGUAGUUUGACAUGCACAUUUCUGCGUGAAACUAAAUGAUUGUUAUGACAGCAGAAACGUAUCUAUAAAUUAUUUUCAUUUGUCUGUGUUGGUAAACGGGUUUCUAUACCACACGCCUCCUCAUGUGUCACUCUAAAAUCUAAAUAAUUUAACAACACGUUUCUGCCGUGCUUAAGUAGCUUUAGUUUAACACAAUUGCGCGAAGUUAUUAAAGUGAACAAAACCAGCUGGGGCAAUUCUAACUAAACAUAAACAUAAUCUAAUAAACUUUACCUAAAUUGUAAAA
Messenger RNA from Bicyclus anynana (squinting bush brown), 2035 nucleotides. RefSeq names its product glyoxylate reductase/hydroxypyruvate reductase. The transcript has 7 exons. Gene Ontology annotation, cellular component: cytosol. The record is from RefSeq and is a predicted model, not a curated record. Bases 235 to 1290 code for a protein of 351 amino acids. NCBI's taxonomy places the organism in Eukaryota, Metazoa, Arthropoda, Insecta, Lepidoptera, Nymphalidae. Gene Ontology annotation, molecular function: NAD binding; hydroxypyruvate reductase [NAD(P)H] activity; glyoxylate reductase (NADPH) activity.